Moneuplotes crassus is the source of this 1066-nucleotide messenger RNA. Lineage: Eukaryota; Ciliophora; Spirotrichea; Euplotida; Euplotidae. The record is from the annotation of a GenBank genome assembly.
AGCAGAAAUGGAGGACUCCGAACAAAAAGACCAAAAAGAACAGAAAGAUAGACCUCCUCUGAAGCGACCCUUCAGAAAAUUUGUCUUAAAGAAAAAGAAACAGGAAAAGGAAAAAGAGAAAGAAGAAGAUAAAAGCGAUACUACUGAAGUUCCAGUCCAGAAAGUCUUCAUAUGCCCCAACUGAGCUAAGAAUUAUCUCAAGCGAGAGAAAGAAACUAAAAUAUGCACUGAUAUGGCUUCAAAGAUCCAUAAUCGAAUCAAAAAAUACCCAUUAGACCAAAAGCAAGAGACUGAGUUUGUCCAAAGAGGUAUUUUGAUCGACAACGAGGUCUCUCUAAAGGAUUGGUGCCGACUUUGCCUGAUGGAGAUCCAAGAAGAGCUUGAUUAUAGACAGCUUGAAUUAAAUUAUUACAAAUUAUAUGAGGAUAAUAACUACAUUGUGACUAAGAAAGACAAACUAAUCACUGAUGAGAAUGAAGCUUACUACACAAAUAAAGCUAAGAACAGAGUAUACAUGCGUCCUAUAAAAGUUGAGAAAUAUAUCAGGUGGAAAUUCUUGAUCUACAUUGAUAAUCUUCAAGGCGUCCCGAAGAGCUUCCUUGAUCCUAAUGCUGUUCACUUUCUUCACCUAAAAUAUUGAAAUCGAAGAGUCAUUUUUAAAUUGGAUACCGCAAUGAACUCCAAACAUUUGUCUAAGAGAGCUGGAAGAGGGUCGAAGCAGAGCAAACAGAAAUCACCUCGAACUCCUUCAGAUGUAUCAAAUCUUCUGGCUAAGACAUUGCUUGUGUCAAAAUUAAAAAUUGAUAACUUCUUCAGCAACAAUCUAUCAAUCGAAACUUUGCUACAAUAAAAAUGUCAUUUGAGUUCAGGCUAACGACCCAUAAGAUGAACCAUACUAUUGCAACAGCUAGGAACUUUCUUCUUAACAGCUUUCAAGAAUUUGGGAAGAUCAAGCGUAAUAUGUCUUUCAUUUACAACAGAAAUGUUAUGCUUCAAUGGACAGAAGAAAAAGACAUCAAUUUGAGUAUAAGAGUUGGCCUAAUGGCAAUGGGAGACUUUGAGUACC